Molecule: messenger RNA, 2921 nt
Organism: Dendronephthya gigantea
Lineage: Eukaryota; Metazoa; Cnidaria; Anthozoa; Malacalcyonacea; Nephtheidae
Product: doublesex and mab-3 related transcription factor 3, truncated-like
Exons: 2
Coding region: 1250-2530 (426 amino acids)
Biological process (GO): regulation of transcription by RNA polymerase II; sex differentiation
Cellular component (GO): nucleus
Molecular function (GO): RNA polymerase II cis-regulatory region sequence-specific DNA binding; DNA-binding transcription factor activity, RNA polymerase II-specific; protein binding
Source: RefSeq, a predicted model, not a curated record
CGAAAAAUGUACAAACGUUCAAGACAAAUGUACAGUCAAGCCGUGGGGAUUAUAACAUCAAAACAAAAGCUAUCAGCAUCAAUAUAUCAAGAAUAACAGAAGUCGGUAAUACUUGUUCAAAGAUAAGACAGUGUUGCUACAUGUAAUGGCACUACUGUACCUAACAACAAAUUUGAUAGUACAUAAAAUUAGGUUCGUAUGUCUAGUAAACCACAAGUUAUCGUAUGAAUGAAUCAUGAUUUGUUUUCAUUUCGAUCCUGCGUGGUAAUAAUGUAUAGUAUCUUUACCCAUGAAAUGCAUACAUAACUCACAAGGAAAUAUAUACUAUGAUUACGAUAAUCUUAAAUAUACCAUAAAAAAUCUCACUGCUCAACCAGCAACGAUCUCUGUGUUUUAUAAACGUACAUCAACAAGCUACCUAAUCGAUAUACUAGACCAUAAUAUUCCUCACUAUACGAUCGCCUUUCAUUCAUGAAAUUAUUGAAUCUAUGUCUUAAUCCACUGAAAGUGUUGUAUAGGCUUUAUGAAUUCAGUUAGUUGUAAUCUGUUUAUGAAGAAGCAUCAGGAGUGUACUACUCAUAAACAGCAGGCAUGCUUAUAUAUAUGUAUGUGGAUAAUAAAAGUAUAUAUUUUCAAAGGAAAAGGUUUAAAUGGCUAUAUAACUUUUAUUGCUCGAAAGUGGUUUGGAUACCGCGCAUAUAUUAAAAUGUCCAUCUGCAAUAACAAGCUAUGAUUAUGCGUGAUUUUCAGCACAGAAUGCUUUUGUGUGUCGUCUACAAACUGUCUGGCUGUCAGGAUUGUUACGAACAUUGCUUGCUUCUCAAAUUAUGUUGCAUGCAUUUAUCAAAAAAAUUCCUCCAUCCCGUCACGUGUCUUCGUAUUAUCCUGAUAAACCAAUAGUAAGGUUUUAAAUGAGCAUUCAAGUCAUGGAUGAACAGCUGUGGUAGGAAACAGUUUUAAAGCCGGACGAAAUAUGAAAGACCUAAUGCUAAAUAGGAGUUACUUAUGUUUAAACCCAGACAAAACAUUGGAUGAUAGCAGUGCAAUUGGUUAGCUGAUACGCUUGUAAAAUCCGUUUCAACUACACAUAUUAAACAUCUCUGGCCAACGAAGAACACAGUUAAAUCAUAGCACAGUGCUCAAGCAGGAAGGAACAUGCAUAUCGCAGUAAUUUAUCCCAUUUUAACAUAAACAAGUGAACAGUUGAUGUGAAUAAUUUUGUUUCUAUCAGUAUUUCCUGCACGUUAAAAUGCUGUGUUAUCUUGGCACGCUGUGGACUCCUUGGAUUUAUAGAACAAUGCGCGUCAAUGUUUGUAACCAAACAAUGCCACUAUAUAUAUUUUUUUUUCAUUUAUACAGUAUGACUGGAGUCAGCCGACACGAAGAAGCUAAUGUUCCUGAUGACGACGAUCCAUCUCUAAACGACCCAUUAAAUCACCGUAUACCAAAGUGUGCACGUUGUCGUACACACGGUACAGUGUCCUGGCUCAAAGGCCAUAAACAUCUAUGUGAAUGGCGCGACUGCACGUGCGCAAAGUGUACCGUGAUCACACAGCGUCAGCGAAUUACAGCAGCAAGGGUUGCGCUUUUACGACAGCAGCGUAAAGGCUACGACAAAGGCACGAUAAUGGAUGGCGAGAUGGAGGAAGGAAUGGCCGCCGAGUGGAGGUCUGAGGAGUUCGUCUCAAGUCCAAGUGCGUUUCAAAGACCAUCAAUGAUUUCUGUUGCAGCUAUUCAAUUCUCAGAAGACGCCAAUCAAGAUACCGCAACCUCACCAAUACAGGAACCCAGUUCUUCCGACGAGGUGACAGGCAAACAAAAACGUCUGUCAGCGGACAACACAACUGAAGUGAAAAUCGAAAUUGAAAGUACGGAUGAUCUUCCGGAGGAUCCCGAGCUUCAACCGAGGUCGAUCUCACCUCCACAACGCAUAACAAGUCGGAAGCGACCACAUAGCGUAGACUCGCCGUUUCUAUCCGAGCGGUCAGGACGGUGGGAUGGAGAGGCUUUACCGAAACGAGUUAAACCAGAGCCACUUGAUGUGAUGUGUAAAGCGUUCCCUGGUCACGGCCGUGAUGUACUGGGUCGUAUACUUCAGGGAUGUGGGGGAAAUGUGGUGCAAGCUAUUGAAUGUAUAUUAGAGAACGAGGGACCCACUCCAUUGCAUGCUCCCAUACCUCUUGUGCCCAACCCUGGACUUUCACCUGUACUCUAUUCCGGGUAUACACCCGAACGUGCAAUGUUACACAGUGCUGAGAAUUUACAACACAAUAUUCGAAUGACGACAGUAUAUCCUACCUACCCACACCCGCCCCCGCCCCAAGCGCGGGUGAAGGGAAACCCACAUACUCUUGUACCUUACACGCAUGCGCCUUAUACCAACAAGAAUGUUCAAAAAGAAAAAGAAUUCGCAGAGAACGGGACUUUACGAACGAGUGAAGCGAAGAAAAUCUAUUGCACAAAUUGUGGACAUAAAUUCCAGGAAAAUGAUAAGUUUUGUGGAAACUGUGGAGAAAGAAUUACAUUGUAAAUAAUAUACAAGCUAGCUCAAAACCGUUUUUCACAGAGCUAUUACAUGACGUAUGAGGUGAAUACUAACCACUGGGGUCAUUGCAGGGGGGCAUAAUAUUUUAGUGGGACUGAAUUUGAUAAAUUAAAAUAUAGGGACAUGGUUUAAUAGUUGAUCGUUUUAUAGUCCAUAGAGUCUGUGCAUGAUCCCGGGUGACGCACAGAAAACAAACAAAAGGUGACCUUCUUGCUAGUUUUCCGGCAGAUAACCCAUAAAUUAGUCAGUCUAUUUAACGAACUAUAUUUUUUAUUGUGCAGUUCCUUUCGUUUUACUUGUAAAUAGUUGGCUUGAAUAAAAGCAUCAGAGUAUUACAAUAUUAUAUUACGUUAAGUAAGCAGUAGGUAGUAAGCCC